This is a messenger RNA of Aureobasidium uvarum, 784 nucleotides long. The record is from the annotation of a GenBank genome assembly. Lineage: Eukaryota; Fungi; Ascomycota; Dothideomycetes; Dothideales; Saccotheciaceae.
UAUGAGCAAUAGCAGCGAUCAGGUCCUUGCAAAGCCAGCCGAUCUUUGCUGCUUGAAAGGAUCUUUCUACUCGGGGGAGCCGCAAGGGAGGACCGAGCAGAUAAAUGGCAUAGACACAUAUAUCGCUACACCCGAUCCCAAGACUGCGAAUGGCAAUGUCUUGCUAUAUUUUCCCGAUGCCUUUGGCUUGCAUACAAACAGUCACCUUUUGAUGGACGCUUACGCCUCUUGCGGUUACUUGACUCUGGGUGUCGACUAUUUCCUUGGCGACGCUGUAUCGAAGUACACCAUGACACCACUCAAUGACCCGAACUUCGAUCUCAAAGCUUGGAGCGAGAAGCAUCUAAAAUCUUCCGAGGAAGUCGCUUCGAGAUGGGCCACGAACGUGAUGGAGAAGUACGGAAAGUCGAAAGCUGCAAAAUUCGCAUGUGUUGGUUACUGGUCAGUAUCAGGCUUGGAAUUUUUGCCGAUUUGGGGUGCGCGCAUUGUUUGUCAACAACUUUCCAGAGACGGCGUCUGCAAAGUGGGAGCAAUGGCUCAUCCCUCUUUCAUGAACGAAAGUCACGUUUCUGGUGUUGAUGACUCGUUGUUCCAACCCGAGCAACGUGCCCGAACAGUUGAGAUUCUGACCCAGGGUGAGAAGAGCUUCAACAUGCAGAUAUACUCAGACGUGAGUCACGGUUUUGCGACGCGAGGCAAUCUGUCUGACCCUUACGAGCGAUGGGCCAAGGAGCAAUGCUUCAAGAGCUUUGUUGACUGGUUGGAUCACUGGCUGUCUAAAUCG